ACUCAGAAUUCAGCGUCCUCCAUUCCGAAGUUUAGCGUACUAGCUUCGAAAGUUUCCGAAACUUGUUCUCUUGUAAUUCAGUGAUUAUUACACGUGCCAACAUUGAGGGUGAUACGUGAUUCCGGCGUUGGGUUGUGAAAGGCAAGGAUUAUGAAGUCCGUCGUCCAAUAUUUAGUUGUAGCUCUGGCUCUGAUCUUCGUGCAAAUAUCUUUCACCGAGAGCUCGCUAGCUGACAGACGCCGCUAUAAAAAUGAAAGAAGAUACAAAGAGGCGCAAAGCGCCAUUAAUAUCUGCAACAUAGCCAACAGAGAGGCCAAGGUCCACUGCUAUUGUAAUAAUAUUACGGCAAACGCUGCAACUUUUGUUGAUUGUUGGGUUUUCAAUGGCGAAAUCACCGAAACUGAUCCGAUAUGGUCAUCCUUCAGUUUACAACCACAUAUAGAAAGACUUAACUUCAACAUCAGAUCCACCGGCGCUAUGAGUUUUGUCCCGUUACAUGUGGUACGCCCUCUUAAGAAACUAGAAAAGUUUUACAUUCAUUACGCGAAUAUCAGCAAAAUUGAAAGAAGGACAUUUUCAAACAUGAGCACGUUGAGAGAGAUUAAGCUGAAGCACGACAAGAUAACCGAGUUAGAUUUCUCCUCGUUCACUAACUUGCCGGCACUUGUGAACCUAACUAUAAAACAUAACAAAGUAUCAGAGAUUCAACGCGACGUGUUUGUGGAUUUGCCGGCUUUGCGAUACCUGGAUUUAUCGUCCAACGACAUUAGUCUGGCUCACGAAGGUUGUUUUGAACAUCUGACGGUGCUGAGUGAUCUAAUCCUGGAAGAAAAUUCGAUUACUGUCCUCAGCAGAGAGAUCUUCAGAGGGCUAGCUAAUUUGACGCGAUUGGAUCUCAGAUCUAACAAGUUAACAAUGAUUGGAGAUUACACUUUCGCCGAAUUGUGGAAUUUGAACGAGCUCCUGUUGGAUAAUAAUGAGUUGGAAUAUUUACGUGAAAGAGCUUUUGACGGCCUCGCUCUGCUCCAGAAACUGUCCAUGACCGGGAAUAAAUUGAGGUCCAUAAAUGAUCGGCUUUUAGAAGGCAUCAGGGGACUUGAGUUAUUAGAUUUGAGGAACAAUGAGCUCGAGUUCUUUACGUUAGAUACGGUUAAACCGAUACUCGACAAUUUGAAGACGAAAACGUCGGUCCUUUAUCUGAGCGGUAACCAAUUAACUUGCGACUGUCGCUUGUCGUGGAUCCACGUACUGCGCAACGAGACUAAGAGCGAACCCCUCAUGAGCGCGCUAGAGGACGUGACUUGCGUGCAGCCCACAGCACUCCCCGUGCCCAGCCAACCCUCGCCAGCCAACGGCCAACCACAGCAGUUCGAAAUACAAACUAAUGAUGACGUACAGGACGAGGAAGAUAUCUAUGAAGAUGCGAUUCCACCAUACAAACUUGAAUCCACAGUUCCACCUACUGUUGAACAAGUUGCUGUAUUAAAUAUCCCCUUUGAAACGCUGGCGUGCGCGCAAUCGUCUCAAAACAAAGACUCCUUAAUGCUAUCCUCGAAAGACGAGAGCUACUGGCGACCGAGCUCCAGUUUCAAAAUCCUUUCAAACCUGUCAUUAGUGCUUACUCUAGUCACUAUAAGUUAUAUGAAUUAAGCAAGUGAAACUGGACUUUGAGGGAACAAUGUAAUGCGCUUGUCGUUUUGACGUCUGCCGUUUUCUUCUAUUAUUUGUAAGGAUGAAGAUUGGUUAAUUGUAUUUAAUUAAAUUAUUUUGUAGCGAUAACUUUGAUGGCUCGUUUUAGGACAUUCGGAAUAAUUCUGUAAAUAGCACUGUCAGCUUUACUGUCGCGACAUUAUUAAGUUGGCAUUUGUCGACUUUGAAUUUUGCCAAUUUUCUAAUAAAACGUGAUGUCCACAGCCGUAUUAUUACAGUCUCAGUUAUGUUGUCCAACGUGUCACUCGUUCCAAGCAAGAAAAUGAAGCGAGUGGUGACGUUGCUGGCUCUGGCGACAGUAACGCAUCUAACAUACAAUAUUUAAGAGUUGCUCCAAAACUUUAGAGUAAAAAUGUCGGUCAAUUGCUUUACUACUUUUUAUAACAAUACAUAUAGGUAGGUAUAGAUAUUUGAAAACCGCGAAAUAUAUUGAAAUUCUACUCAAAGGUCUGAAAAAAUUACUUAAAAAUGAUUUUCGAAUUGACCGACGUCCGAAAUAACAAGUUUAGAUUUUACCACUCAAAUAUUUUAAGUUAUGCUGAAAUACAAAAUACGUUUGUCAUGUUUUCGAGCCCGCAAUUUUUCUUCAAAUUAAACUAAGUGCUCAAACUUGGUCGUUACUUGGUUCUAAUAUACGCUCAGAGUUGCCUAUUAACUUCAGAAACUGUAUGGAGCAAAGCUUUCCACAGAAACUAGCUAACUAAUAUCUAAAGCUUGGCUUUGGCAAACCUUAACUUGAUUAAUCAAAUGUGGCUUCUCUUGUACAUAAACAAUCUUGUAAAUGUUAUUUAGCUACCGUCUACUAGUACAUAGUCUAAAGGCUCUCACACACUACGUAGAUACGUCAAUAUAUAUAUCCUGCAAUAUUCUGUCUAGACAACUUAAUAGCUACAGUCACUGAGAUCUCAAAGAGCCUUCGGUUUUCGGGUAAAAUGGGACGGACCUCACCGUACGUAAAAAAUAAGAAACUUGUAAGUAACCGAUAUUUCGUCAUUUGUUAGUUUAGUGUAAUCGUCACCAUA
Messenger RNA from Leguminivora glycinivorella, 2732 nucleotides. RefSeq names its product connectin-like. Gene Ontology annotation, molecular function: protein binding. The coding region runs from base 151 to 1650 and encodes 499 amino acids. The record is from RefSeq and is a predicted model, not a curated record. Lineage: Eukaryota; Metazoa; Arthropoda; Insecta; Lepidoptera; Tortricidae. The transcript is spliced from 3 exons.